Molecule: messenger RNA, 374 nt
Organism: Cylicocyclus nassatus
Lineage: Eukaryota; Metazoa; Nematoda; Chromadorea; Rhabditida; Strongylidae
Source: the annotation of a GenBank genome assembly
UAUUCAGGUUUCAUGUGGUUCGAGCAGUUUUAUUCGGGUGUGAUCACGCUCGCAUUUGUAGCAGGAGCUUGCUACAUGAGCUAUCCUUUCAACAUCUGGGACACGGGAAGAGCCUACAGAAGAGACUAUUGUACACCAGCAAGGAUCGCUUUGUCCAAGCGUGAUCAUCGGCUAACCGGAAAUCAGUACGUCAUCUCCGACCUGAAUUCAAUCAGCGACUAAGAUAGGAUAUGCUUACUUCCGUUAUUAUGUGAAGUCGACUAGUAAAUUAGAACAUUGUGCAUGUAGAUGAACUGUAUAUUUUUGGGUUUGCAUCUUCUUCGAGCCGAAGUGUCUCCCUAGAUGAGAUUCGGCAUCUAUCAUUUCCUGUUGGA